AUUUUUUUCAGUACGCAGAUAGAGAGAGAAAGAGAUACAGAUAAUACGGGAAUAUCCAUUUAUCCCCCAUUUGCCCCUUGAAAACCCCCCUUAAAAAAGUAACUGCCGGACCAAACACACUGCAUUGCUCUCAUCGAUUAUGGUCUUGUACUACAGAAACAAUCAUGCCUACGAAUACAACUUUGAAACGGUGACGCUAGCCUAUUUCAACCGAUAUCCAAACCCCUAUGCUACACAUGUUAAAUCUAUCGACACAAUUGACGUGUAUAUGGAUGACAGCGGCAGACUGCACCAGGUUAAACUCAUAAAGAAGAGCGGAAGGCUUCCACAGUUCGUCAAGCCGUUCCUGGGCAAGAUAACCACCACGUGGAUUGUCGAGAAUACAGUGGUGGACCCGAAAUCUCAGGAAAUGACAACCUACAACUGCAACUUAGACCACAGAAAGAUCAUCCGGAUCGAAGAGUUCAACACGUACAAAUACAGCUUUGCCCAAAGUGUCACCAACUCCUUUGUAACGGUGAAGUUCAGCAGUGGGUUCACCCACAGGUUUGGGUUGGGUUUGGGAAUCAAGGACAGGAUUGAAAACUGGUCAAAGAACAAGUUCAGCGACAACCUCAUGAGAAGCAGAGAGGGGCUCAGGUUGGUCAUGGACUCGGUAAAGUUGAAGUUGUUGGCUAGGAAUGAAAUUUGAUAAGCCGAAAAUCAAAUACACAAACAAGCACACACCCUCUGAGAUAACCGGUAAGGGGUACAGCGGUUAUUCCUUAUGACCAUAUAGAACUGUUUCCAAACG
Molecule: messenger RNA, 793 nt
Organism: Pichia membranifaciens NRRL Y-2026
Lineage: Eukaryota; Fungi; Ascomycota; Pichiomycetes; Pichiales; Pichiaceae
Exons: 1
Coding region: 140-691 (183 amino acids)
Biological process (GO): phospholipid transport
Cellular component (GO): mitochondrial intermembrane space
Molecular function (GO): phosphatidic acid transfer activity
Source: RefSeq, a predicted model, not a curated record